GUUCAAAACGGCGCCCUCUGGUCCGCCACGUUCACAGAGAACAUUGUUCUGCUCACACUUCCGUGUGUGCUCAUAAGUAUCAUGCUCAAGAUUCCUACGGUCGCUGGCGAGUUCUCUUCCCUUGUACAUGACCUUAGCGUGGGUUUAUUCGGUGGCCAUGAUCGUUAAAGGCGUUGUUUCUGAGAAAGAGGCGCGACUGAAGGAGACCGUGAGAAUCAUGGGCCUGAGAAACGGCAUCUAUUGGCUGACCUGGGCGGUUUCCAGCAUGUUGCCGCUAGCCAUCAGUGCUUUUCUUCUAUCUCUGACACUCAAGUACGGCAAAGUCCUGCAGUACAGCGACCCCUCAGUGAUCUUUGUCUUCUUGCUGGUCUUCUGUUUGGCCACCAUCUCCCAGUGCUUCCUCAUUAGCGUCUUCUUCUCCAAGGCCAAUUUAGCGGCGGCGUGUGGCGGCCUCAUCUUCUUUCUCCUCUACCUGCCACACAGCCUCUGCUACGCCUGGAGGGACGUCAUGGGUUUCGGGGCCAAGGUGGCUGUGAGUUUACUGUCAUGUGUUGCCUUUGGUUACGGGUGCGAGAACUUUUCCAAAUAUGAGGAGCAAGGCGUCGGUAUACAGUGGCACAACAUUAUGAGGAGUCCCCAGGAGGGGGAUCCGUACACCUUCAUCAUCUCCAUCGCCAUGAUGCUCGCCGAUGCCGUCUUAUACUGGGUGCUAACCUGGUACAUUGAAAAUGUCUUCCCAGGUCAAUAUGGGAUUCCUAAGCCGUGGUACUUCCUGUUCACUUCCUCCUACUGGUGUGGGAUGACACCAGUAGCUGAAAACAGCCCCGAUCUGCUGACAGACUCUGGGGCGCACGUCGGAUAUUUUGAAAGACCACCUCCCAGUGUGAAAGCGGGGGUGUCGAUUCGCAAUCUUGUCAAAAUCUACAAGACCGGGAAGAAGCUGGCGGUGGACGGGCUGAGCGUGGACUUCUACGAGAAUCAGAUCACAUCGUUUUUGGGCCACAAUGGCGCUGGAAAAACGACCACAAUGUCAAUUCUGACCGGGCUGUUCCCCCCUACAUCAGGCACAGCCCUCAUCCACGGAUACGACAUCCGCACCGACAUAGACGGCAUCAGGAAGUAUUUGGGAAUGUGUCCGCAGCAUAACGUCCUAUUUAAUGAACUCACUGUGGAGGAGCACAUUUACUUCUACGCCAGGUUGAAGGGACGCAGUCGCAGUGAGGUCGACUCCGAGAUGGACCAGAUGAUUAAAGAUGUCGGUUUGCCACACAAGCGUAAGGAUCUUGCUAAGAACCUCUCAGGUGGCAUGCAGCGAAAACUCUCUGUGGCAAUAGCCUUUGUUGGCGGUUCAAAGAUUGUCAUCCUGGAUGAACCGACAGCAGGAGUAGACCCUUACGCUCGCCGGGGGAUUUGGGAACUACUGCUAAAAUAUAAACAAGGUCGCACCAUUAUUUUGUCAACACACCACAUGGACGAGGCAGACAUCUUAGGAGACCGCAUAGCCAUCAUCUCUCAAGGAAAGAUGCGAUGCUGCGGCUCCUCGCUCUUCCUGAAGAAGUGUUUCGGCAGUGGCUACUACCUGACUCUGGUCAGAGACGGAACAGAAAAGAUGACCAAUCAGCGUAAAAACAUCAAACAAAGUCUGUCCAAGGAGAGACAAAGGGAGACAGCCCGUCCUUCCAGGCAAAGUCCAGAUGAAGGCUUCGGAAGUCAAACGUGGGACAAUUCUGGCCGUACAGCAGAUCUUGAUGCUGUGACUCGGCUUGUGCGCCGCCACGUACCGGAAGCUGCGUUUUUGGAGAGCAUCGGUCAGGAGAUCACCUUCAUCCUGCCCUAUGGUGGAGCCAGAGACGGGUCCUUCGCCACCCUCUUCAGCAAGCUUGAUCUCGCUAUGGCUGACCUUGGCCUGACCAGCUAUGGCAUCUCUGACACCACACUGGAGGAGAUAUUUCUGAAAGUGGCAGAAGAAACCGGCGUGGAUGCAGAAGUGCCAUCAGCAAAGGAGCCAUUGGUUAGAGACUGGAAAAGAAGCUCCCGCGAAUCUAAAAGGAACAGCGUUGCCAGCGUCCGCGCCAAAUCGGAGCACAACGGGACGAGAGAAGUUAAAGAAAAAUUUUUAAACAAAGUUGAAGAUUAUAAGAAAAGCGCCAGCCUGAAUGGAAGAGGAUCCAUGGUCAUCACCGGUUGGAAGCUGAUCAGAACGCAGUUUGUGGCUCUCUUCAUCAAGCGCUUCCACCACGCCCGACGGAGCCGCAAGGGACUCAUUGCGCAGGUGGUCUUGCCUGCUUUCUUCGUGUGCCUGUCUCUGAUCUUCUCCCUCAUCGUUCCACCAUUCAGAGAAUAUCCGAGUCUGGAGCUGCAGCCGUGGAUGUACAGUCUUCCCCAAACCACAUUUUAUAGCAAUGACAUGCCUGAAAACUUGGAGGUGUCCAAGGUGACAGAAACUUUAUUGAACAACCCUGGUUUUGGGACACGUUGUAUGCAUGGAGAUCCGAUACCAGGUUUACCGUGUUCGCCGAAGUACUCUGAUUGGUUCACUCCAUCUGUGGAUCAGUCAAUCACAGACAUCUUCCUCAACGGGAACUGGAGCAUGGCUAACCCUUCGCCUUCCUGCCAGUGCAGCACUCCUAAACGGACGAUUUUGUUACCCGACUGUCCACCCGGAGCGGGAGGUCUCCCUCCGCCACAGAGAGUACAGAACACAACAGAAACUCUGCUGGAUUUAACUGGACGGAACAUGACAGACUUCUUGAUCAAGACUUUUGAGGACUCCGGAAAAAAAAGGUAUGGAGGCAUUUCUGUGGGAGCAGUCAACUCACAAGUCCGUCUAACCGAGACAGAGGUCGAGGAUGUCUUCAGGGAUUUGAAAAAUCUUUUUAACUCAUCUCAGGAUAACGUCACCGAUCAGACCCUGCAGAGAGCCGAGGCGGUGCUGAAGAAGCUUGGAACCAGGGACAAUGUCAAGGUGUGGUUCUACAAUCAGGCAUGGCACGGCGUGGUGUCCUUCCUAAGUGUGGCCAACAAUGGCAUCCUGAGAGGAAAUCUUCCCAAGGGAGAGGAUCCACGCCGCCAUGGCAUCUCCGUUUCUAAUCACCCCCUGAAUCUCACCAAGGAGCAGCUCUCCUCUGCAGCCAUGGCGACGACCUCUACAGACGUGGUGGUGUCCAUCUGUGUUAUUUUCGCCAUGUCCUUCAUCCCUGCCAGCUUCGUCCUCUUUCUAAUCCAGGAGAGGGUGAGCAAAGCCAAGCAUCUGCAAUUUGUCAGCGGCGUAAACCCGACCGUCUACUGGUUAACCAAUUUCGUCUGGGAUAUGUGUAACUACAUCGUGCCCUGCUUCAUCGUGAUCGUGAUCUUCCUCUGUUUUCAACAAAAAGCCUAUGUUUCACCUCCGAAUCUGCCCGCUUUGAUACUGCUCCUGAUUUUUUAUGGAUGGGCCAUCACACCCAUGAUGUACCCGGCCUCCUUCGUCUUUAGCGUUCCCAGCACGGCUUACGUGGUGUUGACCUGCGUCAACCUCUUCAUUGGCAUCAACGGCAGCGUGGCCACCUUCAUCAUGGAGCUCAUUGAGGACGAUAACAUAACCCGCAUUAAUGACAUAGUGAAGCAGGUGCUUCUGAUAUUCCCACAUUUCUGUCUGGGCAGAGGUCUUAUUGACAUGGCCAAGAACCAGGCAACGGCAACACUUUUCAUCAAUUUUGGGGAAGAUCGUUUUAAGAAUCCACUGAGCUGGGAUAUGGUGGGAAAAAAUCUCCUUGCCAUGUCCAUUCAAAGAGCUGUGAUGUUCAUCACCACCAUUCUGAUCCAGUACAAGUUCUUCUGCAAACCGAGGCUUGUAACACCAAAGCAGUCGGCUACAGAGGAGGAGGACGUCGACGUUGCCCGGGAACGCAAGAGAGUGUACGAAGGCAGAGCUCUGAACGACCUGUUGAAGAUCAGUGACCUCACAAAGGUAUACCCUGGGAAGAAAACCCCUGCUGUGGACCAGCUAUGCGUGGGCGUGCCUGCUGCAGAGUGUUUCGGCCUGCUGGGGAUCAACGGCGCUGGGAAAACCACGACAUUCAAGAUGCUGACGGGAGACAUCCCAGUCUCCAGCGGAGAGGCCUUUCUAAACGGAUACAGCAUUCGGACAGAAAUGAGACAUGUUCACCAGAACAUGGGUUACUGUCCCCAGUUCGACGCCAUUGAUGACCUUUUGACUGGACGAGAGCAUCUGGAGUUUUAUGCUCGGCUAAGAGGGGUACCAGAAGACGAGGUUGCCAUGGUGGCCGAGUGGGGGAUUCAGAAGCUGGGGCUGAUCAAGUACGCCAACAAGUCAGCAGGAACCUACAGCGGCGGGAACAAACGUAAACUUUCCACAGCGAUGGCCCUGAUCGGGUGUCCGCCAGUGGUUUUCUUGGAUGAGCCAACCACCGGGAUGGACCCCAAAGCCAGACGCUUCCUUUGGGACUGCAUCCUGAGUGUCAUCAAAGAGGGACGCUCAGUCAUUCUCACAUCGCACAGCAUGGAGGAGUGCGAAGCGCUGUGCACUCGCAUGGCCAUCAUGGUAAACGGCCGUUUCAAAUGCCUCGGAAGCAUCCAGCAUCUGAAAAACAGGUUUGGCGAUGGCUACACGGUGAUCGUGCGCGUUGGCGGCUCCCCUCCUGCCCUCAGACCAGUCGAGGACUUCGUCCGGCUGACUUUCCCGGACAGCGUUCUCAAGGAGAAACACCACAACACACUCCAGUACCAACUCCCAUACACGCAGGGAGCUUUGGCCAGCAUCUUCAGCCAGUUCACCAUAAAUCAGGGCAGGCUGGCCGUGGAGGACUACUCCGUAUCCCAGACAACUCUGGAUCAGGUCUUUGUGAACUUUGCGCGCCACCAGCACGGGGAGGAUGACUCUCAGGCCCACAGCAACCCGGUCGACAUCACGGACGAGAUGCCGCUCAGGUCGCUGCGGAGACCCCGAGGAGCGGAGAGCGCCUGAUGGAGAAAUCGACGUAUCGGACCAGAAUGAAUCGGCAAUAAAUCUCGGGGAAAAAAAAAA
Molecule: messenger RNA, 5026 nt
Organism: Poecilia reticulata (guppy)
Lineage: Eukaryota; Metazoa; Chordata; Actinopteri; Cyprinodontiformes; Poeciliidae
Source: RefSeq, a predicted model, not a curated record